GUUGACCAUGCUCUUUGAUUUCAAUUUUUUUUUUUUUUUUCAUAAUCUUCCACCAUUAAAUAGAUUGAAGGUAACAAAAAACAAAAAAGUCAGUUGAUUCUAAUCUUUUAAUUGAUUUAGUUAUAUUCUUUUCCAAUUAACUUUGUAGGCAAAAAACUUUGUAGGCAAAAACACUUGCCUAAACUCUUCAUCAAAAUAAUAAAUAAAUAAAACCAUAAAAAAAGAAGAAGAAAUUUCAAAGGAGAUAAAAGAAAAUAAAUGAAAUAAAAGCCUGCCUCUAACAAAGGCAGAAGGCCAACAAUUAACAAACAAACAAUCAAAACCCUUUCUUCCCUAACUCUGCCUUUAUUUUUUUUUUCCUCUGUCUCAGCCUCUCUUCCUUUUUUAACGAAUUCCGAUGGAAGAUGACGAUGAGUUCGGAGAUCUGUACACGGACGUUCUCAGACCUUUCUCAUCAACCUCCACCACGACUACUUCGUCGUCAUCGGAUGCUCCGCAACCACACCAGCCUUCUCCUACACCCGCAUAUCUCCAUCGUCCGGUAGAUCUCAAUCUUCAAUCCCAAGACGAUGUUAACACCCUCUUCGGAGCUUCACGUUCAAUUUCCGCCACCCAAACCCUAGCACCCUUUAAAUCUCUUCCUCCUCCCCCUGCUGCUGCAGCACCGGAUUCGAUCCCUAGCGGCGAUUCAGCUCCCCAACCAAUGGUUCUGGAUUAUAAACAUGAGCAUGCGGAUGGCAAAGACGUUAAAUUUGAUAUUGAAGAUAGGGUUAGUGAUGGAGUCGAGGAUAUCGGCUCAGAGGACCCGAUAAUCCCUGGUUUAACCGAAUCGGUUGGCCAGGAAGAUUCUGGAAGGAACAACAAAGGAAGCGAUAACAGAAUUCGAGACGGUGAAGUGGAAGCCGAUGGAGAAGGGGGUGAUUGGGAUAGUGACAGUGAAGAUGAUCUACAGAUAGUGUUAAACGAUAACAACCACGGCCCCCUGGCUAUGGAAAGAGGUGGAAUGAUGGGGGAAGAUGAUGACGACGACGAUGAAGAUGGGGACCCGCUUGUGAUAGUGGCUGAUGGAGAUGCAAACCAAGGGAUGGAGGAGCAGGACUGGGGUGAAGAAGGAGGGCAGGCGGCGGAUGGGGAGAGGAAAGAAGGGGGAGAAGCAGGGAAGGUUGGUGGCGCUGGCGGCGGCGGAGGAAACGUGGUUGCACCAAAAAUUGGGUACAGCAAUCAUGGGUACCAUCCGUUUCAUUCUCAGUUUAAGUAUGUAAGACCUGGUGCAGCACCAAUGCCUGGAGCCACUGCAGGAGGUCCUGGAGGAGCCCCAGGUCAGGUUCGUCCAAUCAUGGGUGCUAUGGCUGGUCGUGGUAGAGGUGACUGGAGACCACCUGGAAUGAAAGCUGGUCCUCCCAUGCAAAAGGGUUUUGGAAUGCCUGGUUGGGGUAACAAUAUGGCAGGACGAGGUUUUGGUGGUGGGCUGGAAUUUACGCUUCCUUCUCACAAGACCAUAUUUGAUGUUGAUAUUGAUAGUUUUGAGGAAAAGCCAUGGAAAUAUCCUGGUGUUGAUCUUGCUGACUUCUUCAACUUUGGUCUAAGUGAGGAGGGCUGGAAAGAUUAUUGCAAACAACUGGAACAACACCGCUUGGAGACAACCAUGCAAAGCAAAAUUCGUGUUUAUGAAAGUGGGCGAACAGAGCAGGAUUAUGAUCCAGAUUUGCCUCCAGAAUUAGCAGCAGCAACUGGGCAAGAGGUUUCAGCUAAUGCUGCUAAUCUUGGAAAGUCAGAUGGUGGACAAAGGGACGUGACAAAAGGAACUGCUCGAGUGCGACCACCACUGCCAACUGGGAGAGCAAUACAGGUGGAGGGAGGUUAUGGGGAACGCCUCCCCUCCAUUGAUACACGGCCACCUCGUAUCCGUGAUUCAGAUGCAAUUAUUGAGAUUAUCUGUCAGGAUACUCUGGAUGAUGAUUCCUCCACAGGCAAUGGUGUUGAAGACAGAACAGAAAAUGAUCCGCCAAGGGAGGAUCUUAGAGGAGAUCUUGCAUCUGAAGCUGAUGUUGCAGAUGAAGAUACUGAAUAUUUUGAUGGUUUUCCAGAUGCUUAUAAUAGUAGAAAGAGGGAGCUAGGUGGAAGGAGGACUAUUAAUUCUGUUCACAUUAAUAUACCUGAAGACGACAGGACUUUGCCCUUCCCUGCAGGAGCAUCAUGUCCAUACGGCCCUGGAUCUAGGGGUCAGAGUCCUGUGCAUCCUAGUGGAAACAUUGGCAGCCCUUGUGAUGAGAGGCAUCAACAGGGAAGAGCACGUGAGAGAUCCCCUUGCAUGACACCUAUUCAAGGUAAACAGGAUAAGUUCAGUGAUGCCCAUGAAGAAGAAUCUGUUGAAAGCGUGGAUGGUAAAUCUCCUCUUCUAGUUAGAGAUGCGAGGGAGAUAAGUGUGGAGCAGAAGGAUGAUGUUGAUGAUGAACUUGAGCCAGCUGAUGGAAGCCCUAAGGAUGAGCUGAUAAAUGACACCCAUAAAGAUGAGAAUUCGCUUGAUCCCAUGAAAAAUGAAAAAUUAAGUUCUCAAGUAGAGCAAUGGAAGCUUCAAGAAUUUGACGAUGAUGAGGAUUCUAGGGCUGCAAGAAGUAGUGAAAACAGCAAAGCAAGAUCUGGCAGCAGCAGAGAUUAUCAGAAGUGGCGAGAUGGUGCCGAGGAGGAAGUUGUUCAAGGUGGACGUUCUUCUCACAUUAGGAUUGUCAAGAAGCAUCUUGAUGAUCAUGAUCAGAAUUUCCGGAGAAAAGAUCGUGAUGGGAGACCUGAGAUUGAAAGAAAUCGGAUGGUGGCUAAACCUGGAGAGUAUUCUUAUCCUCUUAGAGCCUUUGAUGCUAACUUGUCACAUAAUUUGCACAUUAAAGCAGAGGGGUUUGAUAGGCGAAGGGAGCGUGACAACCCUGAUGGUACUUGGCAACAGAGAGAAGAUGAUCUUUACGGCAGAAAAAGUAGAACUGAGGACUUAUGGAAGAGAGAGCGUGAUGAGGAAAUGGGUUCUAGGAACAGGGCUAAGGUUCGAGAAAGCGAGAGGAGUGACAAAGAUGAUUAUCCACCUUCUAGAAAACAGUUGGAUAAUGGCAGUUAUAAAGUUCAUUAUGAUAAGGAUGUCAGUGCAAGACAUAGGGAAAGAGAUGAUAAUUUGAAGAGUAGGUAUGAAGCAGCAGAAGAUUACCACAGCAAAAGAAAGAAAGAUGAGGAGUAUUCGAGGAGGGACUAUGCAGACAAAGAGGAGAUCUUGCGUGGACACAGAGAAUCCAGCAGCAGUCGCAGGAAGCGAGAAAGGGAUGAAAUUUUAGACCCGCGUAAGAGAGAUGAGCAACAAAGAAUUAGAGACAAGUUUGAUGAACAUCAUUCAGUACGGCACAAAGAUGAGGUCUGGUUGCACAAAGAGAGGGUUGAGAGGCAGCGGGAGAGGGAUGAAUGGCAUAGGCUAAAGCAAUCCCAUGAUGACAGUUUAUCAAAGCGGGAGAGAGAAGAAGGACGAGGUACUGUGAGGAGUGGCCGUGGUUCAGAAGACAAAGCAUGGGUUGCCCAUACCAGGGCAAAUGAUGAAUAUAAAGUUUCUGAAAAAGAAUACCAACUCAAAGAGACUGUAUGCCAUAGUGAACAGGUGAAGAGAAGGGAUCGGAAUGCUGAUGAAAGUUUCUCACGCCAUAGAGGGCGUGAAGAUUCUUAUGCACGCGGACACCAAUUUAGUAGUGAUGAGAGAAAAUCCAGGCAGGAAAGGUUAAGCACUCGGAGUGACCAUGCUGUCAAAGCUUCAGAUAGCCAAAGGGGGCAUGAGAAGAAACAUAAAGAAAACACUAGGAAGAAUAGAGAAUCUGAAGGUGGAGAUCCAAUCACUUUGGGCUCUACCAAGAGAAAACAAGAAGAUUUAACUGGUCACAACAAUGAAACGGGCUUGAAAAGUGAUGAGAAGAAGGAGAACCCAGUGCAUUAUAACUCUUCCAGAAAACUUAGAGAAGAUGCUUCUUCAGAUGACGAACAGCAAGACUCAAAACGAGGGCGCUCAAAAUUGGAGCGUUGGACAAGCCAUAAGGAGAGGGAUUACAGUAGCAACAGCAAGUCAUCAGAUUCCUCAAAGUUCAAGGAGAUUGAGAAGAUUAAUAAUGUGGGAUCUUCAGAAUCUAACAAAAUUCCAGAUGAACCUGGUAAGUCAGUUGAGCCUGUUGAGAACCAUCAUUCUUUGUGUGAUGAUAAAGGUGUUGGUGAGCCAGAGAUCAAAGAUGCUGAUACAAGACCAUUGGAGGAUCGGCACCUUGGCACUGUUGAGAAGCUGAAGAAGCGAAGUGAGAGGUUCAAACUUCCAAUGCCUAAGGAAAAAGAUGCCGUGGCAAUAAAGAAGAUGGAGAGCGAGACACUACCUUCAGCCAAGAAUGAAACUCCUGCAGAUUCAGAGAUUAAACAGGAGAGGCCAGCCCGAAAAAGAAGGUGGAUUAGCAACUAACAGUGGAAUAAGUAACCUACAUUUUUGCUGUGUUGCAAGGUGUACCUCCCCUGAUUCUUUAACCCCAAAGGUCUUGUCAUGCCAUAUAUUUUGAAAUGGCUACUCUAAAGGUUCCAGGGAUGGGUAUCUACUACAGUUUUAUUAGUAUCAAAGUACUAUUAUAUUGUAGCAAUGCUGCCAGCCAUGUACGUUUUUUUUCCAAUUUUCCAAUACUGUGUAUAUACUAGAGAAUGUAACAUUGAACUAGUCACAAAAUGGUGGCACAUAUUCCAUUUAGUGUCAAAUUGAGAUGUGUUGCUCAGAUCAUAUAGUCUGGGUGUGAUGACUGAUGAGGGUCACACACGAGAAAAGUAAAUUUGGUGACAGGGUCCUUUCUUCUGGCCUGUGUAGAAAGUUGACCGCAUCAGAGUUGAGGUGAGUAACUUGUUAUUGAUGAUUACAGCUUUCAAUUGUGAUUUGAAGAAAAAUUGGUGCUAACCAAUGAGCAGAUGAGAUACUUUGCAUUUGCAAUGGCUAGAGAAGAUACUUGGAGAAGGUGGCAUAUAUGAAUGGUUGGUACCAUUAUUUGUAUAUCUAGCUCGAUUAGACUUUUUCAAAUUUCUCCUUUCUUUUGUUUUCCUUACAUUUGUUUUCUGACAAUUGGUGCGGCAAAGCCUGAAGGCUGAAACACGGUGUGGAGAGCUCCUUUUGUACUUUGAGAAAUAAGUUUACAAAAAAAGUGAUAAAAAGGAAUAAUUUUCUGAGUGAUUUCCUCUCAAAUUGGCAGUGUUCGUUCUUCCUAUUCCAGUAUAAUCGAUUGACCAAAUUGCAAAAUGAAAAAAGAAAAUCUUGAUGAAAGCUAAAGAGAACGCAGGCUCAUGUCUGGUGGUUAUACACCCUUACCAAUUUGGGUUUAGAAAGCCAAGUCCAGUUGAAGUGUAGAAAGUUUCAGGCGCCGCAGCGAGAAGAGGGGAAGCGACCUGUCAAUUUUCUUGCAUCCCUCAAAGGUGACCUACUUUGUUACCUCAGCAGGGGAGGUCUUGAACAAAAUUGCAGUUCAACAAAGGGCCAGAGAGGCCAUGUAAAUGUCCAGUGGUAAAAGCACAUGCAACAAUUCUUCGAAGCCAGUAUAGAGGUGCUUCCAGGAUUUUCAAUUUUGUUUGAGCUUCUAUUACUCGUUCUUCUAUUCUUCAACAAUUCUUGUAAAUGGCAUUCAAUUUACAGGACAUCAACCUUCCAUUGGGGGUGAUUGUUCACCUUGUAAAUUAGUACUUGCAAAUUUUGUUUGUCAGCAUAAAUUUCAAAAUGUUCGUCUUCUCUCCAAAUUGUGUUGAAUGACCGAUUCUAACCAACAUGGUCCAGUGCUUUCCAGUUACAUACCGACUAAAAGAACUAUGUUUUUGGGUUUGGGUUCUUUCUUCACGGGCAACCAUCUGUUGCGGCCAUGGCGGAGGUGGUUUUUUCACUUUGACUUCCAUCAAAAGUCAAAACCAAACCUUAGCCUACUUCUUUCCAAAAAUGACUUGUUUUUCCAAGAAAAUACUUUCGAACCAAAAGGAGAUUCAGUACUGUACAAGGACCAAUCCUUAACCGAGACCUCUGAAGAAGAAAAUUCAAUGAGAAAAGGUAAAUAUUUUACAAAACAAAGUACAACUUUGAAUAACCAAUCACUACGCCAUUGAAUUAAGAUCUUUGUAAAAAAAAAAACUUUAUUUCACCCUCUUACCGAUGUAAAAUGACUAGAAUAUCACUCCUUUUUUGGUCUUUCACCUUCUCCCUUUAGGAGGGGUAUAAGGAUAAUUGUGGAAUAAAACGAAAAUAUAAGCAACAUAAAGCAUAUAUGUAGGUGAUCGAAGGCCUAGGGUUUUCUGAAAGGCUCAUUAGUUUAAGAAUGAGGCAUUGCUCUCAGGGGAGAUGGUAGCUCCUUCUCCUCUGAUUGAUAGCGAAGCCUAUGAUUUCACUCUCAACGUUUAUCUACGACAUCCCUUUGUCCCUUCUUACACUCAAGCUCUUGCACUCUGCGAAUUAUCCCCCAACACAGUCUCCAUAAUAAUCAUUGUCUUUUCUUCUGUUUCUGUUUUAUUGUUUCUCUUCUUCUUCUUCUUCUUCUCUCUCUCUCGAAAAGGAUGCAAUGGGGCUAUGAUGACUUCUUUUUUGCUUAUAAAAGUUCAGACUUUGAGGAAAAAAGGCCGUAGCUUGGCGGGGCAACUCUGGUUUGUUGCAGCCACCGACUUUGUUCCUUUACCUGUCUGACAAAAGGCGAAUCUGAGCCUC
This is a messenger RNA of Durio zibethinus, 6721 nucleotides long. Its product is annotated as FIP1[V]-like protein. NCBI's taxonomy places the organism in Eukaryota, Viridiplantae, Streptophyta, Magnoliopsida, Malvales, Malvaceae. Gene Ontology annotation, cellular component: nuclear speck. Gene Ontology annotation, molecular function: RNA binding. Gene Ontology annotation, biological process: mRNA processing. The record is from RefSeq and is a predicted model, not a curated record.